CCCGCCCCCUCGCCAGGCGCGUGGCGCGGCCCCAACCGCCCUAACGGCGCAAACGGCCGCAGCGGCGUCAGGGGAAGCUUCGUCACUUCCGGUCCGUCCGAGGCCUGCGGGCCGUUGCGGCGGGGGGGGGCGAGAGAGAGAGAGCCCGUCAAUUAACCCCUCCGUGCCCGGCCGCCGAGGGGGGUUUCUCCAGCCGGGACCACCCCCCGGGGCCGGAGCCCCCCCCGGCUGCAGAACGAUGUCCGUGUCUCGCUUCAGCUCAUCCUGUCCUCCCAUGAGACAGGGAAGAAAAAUGGCUGCAGUGGAAUCAGUUCAGGGGCCGGUGACCUUUGAGGAGGUGGCUGUGUAUUUCACCAGGGAAGAAGAGGUUCUGCUGGACCCUGCUCAAAGAGCCCUCUACAGAGACGUCAUGCAGGAGAACUAUGAGAAUGUGACCUCGCUGGGCUUUCCAGUUUCCAAACCUGAUGUGAUCUCCCAGCUGGAACAAGGGGUAAAGCCAUGGAUCCCAGACCUCCAGUGUUCAGAGGAAAGAGAGGUCCUAAGAGGUCCCUGCACAGCAGGUGAUGCGAUGGUGAGUGAGAAUGAGGAGCAGAAUUCUCAUCGGAAAGAUGCUGAGCAAGUGGAACCACACAGAACCUUAACGCAAACAUCCAAAGGGAAUGUGUCCAGGAGUCAUGAGCAGGUAAAAGUCUGUGCUAUUCAGCAGACACCAGAGAGAGAGCAGGAAAACCAGCCAGGGGAGAAAUUGGAUAAAUUCAUUUGCUCUUCGGGAACUCACAAGGACCUCAAGGAAACCACAGCCCAGCAGAAAAUCUUCAUGGGACAGAGAAAAAAUACAUCCACUGAGUGUGGGAAAAGCUUUAGGGACCACUCAGUCCUUCUUGGACAUCAGAGAAUACACAGAGGAGACAGACCCUAUGAAUGCUGUGAGUGUGGGAAAACCUUCAUUCGGCGCUCACACCUUAUUACGCAUCAGAGAAUCCACACAGGUGAAAAACGCUAUCCAUGCUGUGAGUGCGGAAAAAGUUUCACUGAUCUCUCAUCCCUUAUCUCUCAUCAGAGAGUCCACACGGGAGAGAAACCCUAUGAAUGCUGGGAGUGCGGGAAAAGCUUCUCUCAGAGCUCAACCCUUCUUACACAUCACAGAAUUCACACGGGACAGAGACCCUACGAAUGUAGUGAAUGUGGGAAAAGCUUCACUCAGAGCUCACACCUGACUAUACAUCAGAAAAUCCACACGGGAGAGAGACCCUAUGGAUGCUGUGAGUGUGGGAAAAGCUUCACUCUGAGAUCGCACCUCAUUAGGCAUCAGAGAAUCCACACGGGAGAGAAACCCUUUGAAUGCUGUGAGUGUGGGAAAAACUUCACUCUGAGCUCAGACCUUACUACGCAUCAGAGAAUCCACACGGGAGAGAGACCCUACGAAUGCUGUGAGUGCGGGAAAACCUUCACUCGGAGCUCAGCCCUGACUAGACAUCAUAGAAUCCACACAGGAGAGAGACCCUAUGAAUGCUGUGAGUGCGGGAAAAGCUUCACUCGGAGCUCAGCCCUGACUAGACAUCAUAGAAUCCACACGGGAGACAGACCCUAUGAAUGCUGUGAGUGCGGGAAAAGCUUCACUCAGAACUCAGCCCUUAUCUAUCAUCAUAGAAUCUGCAAGGGGGCUAAACACCAUAAAAACCUCUAGAUCUAUCAAAACUUUUAUUUUCUUUAAUAGUUUUCCUCAUUCCCAUGUAGUAACCUUCAAAGCUGUUUGAACUGUUUGCACCACCAUUAGCCCUCAUUGUGUCCAAAAGAGUUGCCCAUUUUCACCUUUUCUAGUUUUGCCAUUUGCCAUGUUUUGGGGUGGACCUGGUUGUCCUUGCUAUCAACUCCAUUGUCCCAUGAGUAAUGGAAGUGGGUCUGUCCUUCCAGGAAACCGGGAGAAUCACAUUUAUACUUUUCCUUCUUUUGCCAAGUUAUUCGCAUCACCAAUGAUACAAAUUGUAGCAUUCCCAGUUGUUCUCAUGUUGUUCUGGGUUAUGCUGAACAGCAGUUAUUUUUGGACCUUUAUUCGUUAUAUUUAAAUGAAGAGGAGCGGGGCAGGGAAAAAGGUGUCAUUUCAGUCUCUGUGUCGCUGGAAGGAGAUGGGGUGACUCAGAGAUUCCCUCCUUCCCCAUCGUCCCAGAACAGUUACCUCCUGUCUGAGGCAUGCAGCGUUUAUCUUCUUCACAUUCUUUCCUUCCACCUCUCAAAGUGUCGUGUGAUGCAGUGUUCUCAGCUGUCUGUGCUUGGAGAUGAUGUUUUGACUUCUUUAAUCAGAGUCACUGUGUCUGCCAAAGAAAGUGUCAAAGAUCUGGAAGGGGAAUUCAAGUGCAUCCCAAACAUAGUGGGAUCAUUUGGAGUUUAAAUUCCAGUUUCCAUCUAUUGGCCAAGCCACCUUUGGGAAGGUUGGCUGUAUUUCCCCCCAUUAUGAGGCUGUUGGGAUGCUAAAACUUUUGUAAAUAAUAUAACUCAAUAAUGCAACAGUGCUGAGUGAAGCAGGUUUGAAUGGAUCAGAGGAGAAUGUCAUGGGAGAAUCUCUUCUCCUGAUUCAGAGUCAUCAGAUACAAUCGGCUCUGGAAUUUCACUUGACACUUUCAUUUUCAUGUAGUCUACCUCUCUGUGAUAUGGGUUUCUAUCUUUUCUGAAGGCUGUUUGGUCACCCAGUUGGAUAUUAAUUUAGUUUGAUUGCAUGUAACUCAGAUUUAUUGGAGACUUUGAGACAAAUGACCAUUUGCUAAAGUCAUUACGUCUCACUGUUUUUGUGGAUACAGACUAACACAGCGACCCCUCUGAUAUUUGGCACUUUACUUUGGCUUUUUCCCCACCUGUCCGUGAUGACAUGGAGAAAGUUCAAGUGCAGUUCUGUCAACAGGAAAGAACUCUCCAAUUUACUGGACAUGCUAACAAAGAAACAGCCAUGAUUUGAAAACUCCACUCAGAAAUGGUGAACAGCAGCAGACCCAAACUGUGCAACUAACUGAAGGAGGUGCAGAUGAUCUCAGUGGAGUUCAAUUGUCAAUAUUGUCUCAGAUGAUCUGGGGAGAGGAUUCCACAGUAAGUUAGUUGGAGCUUGGCACAAUGCUCAUGUAUUUGGUUCCCAAAGUAGUAACCCAGGCCCUACAGAAGAUCUCUCUUAAGUAAUCCUGUGGUAUGGGAACUGCUGCCCUUUAUGAUGCAGAUGUCGAGGAAAUAGAAAUGGGUUUUGUUGAAUUUACCCUACGUAGGUGCUGCAAAUGUGUAUUAAAAUGAAAUCAGUGUUGAAAAUGAAAUAGCUGCAGAAAAAUUGCUAUUUUUGAAUAGAAACUCCAACUCCGGUAACUAACGGAGAUUCUGAUCCAGGCCUGUAUCCAGUCCCUAGCCUGGACCUGUGCCACCAAAUUAAAGAAAAACUGGCCAUGUUUCGGGAAGCCGUUCCGCACUAACACUUCUGAGAUUUUGAGUGGUUCGGUAAAGGAUUCUACUUCAGAGAAAGGUAAAUUUACCCUAACCAAAGCCAAGGAUUUUGAAAGAAGUGGGUUAGCAACAGUACACACCCAGUUCUUGGUUUUCACCCUAGUAAGGGAAGCUGUGGUGACCAAUGGCCCAAGGAAAAUGUUUGUAGAACAUCACUUCCUAGUUCAGUGUCACGGAUUACAGUCCCAAAGGAUGACACAAUCAUGCUUCAUUCUUUGGAUCCAAGGUUUCAUUUGGCAGAGGGAGUCAUUUAGAGGACAUUCCUUCCCUGUGGAUCUCAAACUGGCUGCCCGAUUGGGUGAAAAGGACUUUUAUGCUGUGGAAAUGAUGGUAACUAAUGGGGGAAUUAAUGUGUUGGGCUCCAAUUUCAGACUGCAGGAUACACAAAUGUUAAGUCCUGAUUCUAUGGUUUUGUCUCUUAGGGCUUGUCUACACUUAAGAGACUGCAUUGGCACAGCUGCAUCGGUGCAACUUUGCUGCUGUCGUGCUUUUAUGAAGAAGCUCUAAGGUGAAACUAGAGAGCUUUCCCAUCAUCUUCAUUAAUUCACCUCCCCGAGAAGUGGCAGCUUUGUCAGCAGGAGAAACACUCCUGCCGACAAGGCACUGUCUAUAUGGUGGGGGGAAAACUAUACUCUGUACCUCAAAGUAGCAUCCUGGAGCCCCUAUAUUCACUACUGUCAUGUGAUUAUGAUAUGUUGUGAACAAUGCAUGCUUGAAUCUUUAUACCUUAAUGUCCUGUUGAAUUAUUUGUAGUAUCAUUGUAUGUGAAGUACUGCUAUAUGUGUUACUGAAAUAUGUUUGUGAGGGUGGGAAACGCCCAGAGCCAGCCUUUCCGUUGCAACAGAGAAGCAGCUAUCAGUCGCCAGACAGGCAUUAAUGGCCCAUCAAGAAGAAUCCACUCGCCCAGAGGCUCCUUAGCUGUCCCCACUGCUUAUGUGCCCUCUCUAACCGACGUCGCAGCAAGAAUCUUUCCAGCAGCUGGAAGAAAGUAUAAAAGAGGGACAGUGUCAUUUCCCCCAUCUCAACACCUGGAAGAUCAUCUGGAAGAUGAAGACUUUGAACUAGGGAGAUUGGCCCCAGGCUGGAAGGGAGUUCAGUCUGAGUAUUGAGAACUGUGAGUUGCCUGUAACAUCUAUUAGGGUGAGACACUGUUUGAUUCAAAUCUUGCUUAGUCUGUUAAAGUUCGAAUUUAGACUUUCUAUUUCUGUUUCUUAGGUAACUAAUUUUGAUCUCUGUGCCUGCUACUUAUAAUCACUUAAAAUCUGUCUGUAGUUAAUAAAUUUGUUUUAUAUUUUACCUAAA
Messenger RNA from Dermochelys coriacea (leatherback sea turtle), 4779 nucleotides. RefSeq names its product zinc finger protein 3-like. The transcript is spliced from 5 exons. Gene Ontology annotation, molecular function: RNA polymerase II cis-regulatory region sequence-specific DNA binding; DNA-binding transcription repressor activity, RNA polymerase II-specific. Bases 239 to 1687 code for a protein of 482 amino acids. The record is from RefSeq and is a predicted model, not a curated record. NCBI's taxonomy places the organism in Eukaryota, Metazoa, Chordata, Testudines, Dermochelyidae. Gene Ontology annotation, biological process: negative regulation of transcription by RNA polymerase II.